Molecule: messenger RNA, 1918 nt
Organism: Durusdinium trenchii
Lineage: Eukaryota; Dinophyceae; Suessiales; Symbiodiniaceae
Source: the annotation of a GenBank genome assembly
AGCCUUGAGUCAAGGGCUACUUUUUCAAAUGUAUUCCCUCCCUUUGCGGAGAUUGGUGAUGAGUAUUGCUGAUGAGUAGCUAUGCUCAAAAGAAGGAACCCUUUCUUGUGAAUCCCGAAGACCCUCGCAAUCCUGGCAGUCUGGGUCAUCCAAUUGGAUGCAAGCCGUGCAACAAAUAUAAACCAGAGAGGCCCAAUGACUCGUGCAAGCACGCAGCUACCUGUUCAUUUUGCCACGGCAAGGACCAUGAGCGGCCCAAGCACAGAGGACAGCGUGGUCGUCAUGCUUUGCAACGGAGGCAAUUUCUCGAGUCUCGGGAUGUUUUGAAUGAUCAGCUGGUUUUGAUCAUUGACAGAAUCUACAAGGAGCCUCAUGAGAUCAUGGACGAGAUCAAAAGGCGCCUUCGAGAUGAGUACACUCCAGGAACACCAGAGUGGGACCGAGAGGUGGCCUACCUCGUUGGGGAGAUUGCCAACAUCGGGGAUAAAGCUCAAAACCAGCGUCCCGACAACGCGCGUGUUCGAAAAGCACGAGCCGAGCAACCGCCUGAAUCAUCUCAAGUAGAUCUGGAGAGCAGGUGCAAGUGGUACACGGGCACUCUGCAUCUCAUGGUAAGAAAGAUGUGGGAUGAGCACCAACCAGAAGACAAAAAACUCGAGGACAUCAACAAAAUCGUGACAGAAAGCCUCGGGUUGUUCAAGGCGCUUGUCGACACGUUGACAAAACGGCUCGAGCCGUCUUUUCGAUCUGAGGAAACCGUCAAGGCUGCUGUGGUGGAGAAUGCGUGGCUUGCUGAACCGUUGCUCGAACUGGUCCAAAAGGAAGCAAGUGCAGCCUCACUUCCAUCAAUUCAACAAGUUCUGGAAAAUGAGGUGUGGAAAGAGCUGAAAGUGUGCCUUCCACGGCUUAGACCCGAGGCAACAGAAGGAGAGAAGGCAACCGUCAGCCGCAAGUCCAUGAGUUCCGCCGAGUCUUUGGAAGAGCUGCUGCGGCUGGUGAAAGAUUGCGUGGAUCAUGACGCGGCAGGGAUUUUGGGCCAACUUGUUGCCCUCGGCAGAUGUGAGCGUUGGACGUCGAUUUCCUCGUUCUUUCGAAGUUGGAACUCUCGGGAAGCUUCGGACCUCUUUCAAGAUUUGAGAUUCAUGUGUCGUGAUCAGACCGCUUUCCAUAUACCCACCCUGGCCCCUUAGGUUUUUUACUCAGGCUGGCUGGUGGCAAGCCGCAUUCAGUUCCGUAUGCAUUAUCCCGAGUGUGUGUCCGUGGUCGCAAGUGAGGAGGUCAUUGGUUUUAGACUGGGGUAGGAGCCACCAUCCUGGACAUGUCGAUGCGGGCUGAUGCGAAGAUCGUUCUCAUGUGUGUUUGAGGCGCUAGAUGAAGAGUCUGAAUAGCCCAGGCACCACAGUUCGUGUAUGUUUGCGGCAGUUGCCGGGACGUACGAUGACUGAGGGACAUAGGCCGCAGGUGCAGGAGAGGUGCCCUCCACAUCCUGCGGUCGCAGGAGCUGAACGAACUAAAUGUUCUAUGUAGUGUUACACCCACUAAACUUUCGACCGCUAUACCCCGUGGUUGUGUGGUUGGAUUUCUGGGACAGCAAGAGAAUCACGUGGUCAACUAAUAAGUAUUUCAAAAGGUUACAUAAGAGAUGUGGCGCACAAAUACACUGGUUGGAAUACAGCAACGCAAUGGUGCGGCUGCAUACGAGUAGAGAGCGCUCUGGACGAGCAGUUUGGCCAGGUCAGAUUUGCAUCAAUGCCAUGCAGAAGCAAGGAUGUGCAAACUGUGCGACCCCGCAUUUUAAACCAAUCACCAGCCCUGAAGACAGUUUUCGCUGCUUAACUGCUGGUAUUGUGUGCUUGCUGGCUUUACUACUACUUUAGCAAGACAGCUCAGAAAAGCUCUCAGCGAGACUGAGAUGUGC